Rangifer tarandus platyrhynchus (Svalbard reindeer) is the source of this 1224-nucleotide messenger RNA. The record is from the annotation of a GenBank genome assembly. NCBI's taxonomy places the organism in Eukaryota, Metazoa, Chordata, Mammalia, Artiodactyla, Cervidae.
AUGGGGCGAUGGGGCGGUGGGGACAGGUGUCGAGACGACAGCUGUCUCCGGGGCUGGAGGGCAGGGGUGAGCCGGGGACGUCACGGGGAGGCCCCCGGCGACGCUGCGUGGCUGCGGGCAGGGUCGGGAGGAGGCCCAACGGGGCAGGAAGCCCAGCGCCCGCAGGCCCCGAGGACUCGCCAGGGAGGGCAAGGCCGGGGGUCGACGCCGAGGGGGGCCACAGGGCAGGGGCCACAGGCAGUCCGCCAGGGGGAGAGGGAGGGGCUCGGAACCCAGCGCGUCUACGUUACCAUGGAGACAGACGCGCAGGAGCUGGAGUUAAAGACAACUACCCGAGGCUGGGACCUGGCGGCCGGUGCGGGGAGAAGGCAGCCCCCAGCACAGUGGAGGGGGGACCGGCUGUACACGAACCAAAGCCAGAGUGGAACACAUCAAAAGUAUGAAACCAAAACACGGUAUGCAAAUAAGGUGGAACUGGGAGUAUUGAAAACAACACUGAGCCCCCGGCGACUCUGUUCAGAUAAGGGAGACGAGCCCAAGCCGGGGCUCACAGUGCCCUCUGCCCAUGACGUGGCUCCUACUGCCAGGCAGACAGAUGCUGGGCUCUCGCGGUGCCCGCGCUGCCCUGGGCCCCACCAGAGUCUGCAGGCGCUGUCCACACAGCUGGCACUGUCUGUCUGCGGGCGCCAUCUGCAGGGCUCCAUGCUGCCCCAGUGGCCGCAGCCCCUAGCUGGGCAGCCCCGCCAGGAUGGGGGAGUGCGUCACCCCGGCAGCCAGGGGCACAGAGCACGCGGAGCUGACCGCACCUCCCCUCACACCUCUCUUCUCCCCUCUGCCGCCCAGAAAGCACAGCCUCCUGGGAGGGUUUUGUCUGGGCACAGCCUUGGGGGCCCCUGGCUUGGGGCGGGGGGACAGGCCAGCCAGGACGCUGAUCCUGCAAGCCCCCCGCCUCCCAUCCCUGGCCUCACCAUGGCUGGUGGGGCCUCCAGCCGGAUGGCAUCUUUUCAAACUGAGCUGCACAACCUUCCCGGUCUGCAGCCUGGUGAGAAAGAGGGUGGACGCAUGCCUCUGGAGCAUCACCUGCGGACCCCACGGACCCUGGGGCCCCAGGAAUGGCAGGCCAGAGCGUCGCCAGGCCCCCCACCCCUGCCCCGGGUCAGGAGCUUGACCGCAGCCUGUGUCUUCGGUGACGGCUUCGUCUGCGCCACCCCCCUCCUCGCUUGA